Penicillium odoratum is the source of this 510-nucleotide messenger RNA. RefSeq lists its product as uncharacterized. The transcript is spliced from 4 exons. The coding region runs from base 1 to 510 and encodes 169 amino acids. Lineage: Eukaryota; Fungi; Ascomycota; Eurotiomycetes; Eurotiales; Aspergillaceae. The record is from RefSeq and is a predicted model, not a curated record.
AUGACAUCUCAGAACGAUGAUUACGUCUUGGGGCGAGACCUAUACGGCUCCGUGAGGCUGGAUACCCAGCAUCUCCUCUGGAAAAUGAUUAAUGGCUACACCAUAAAUCCCAGAAUACCCGUCCAUCCGGACAUGAAGAUAGCCGAAAUGGGCAGUGGAACGGGGUUAACAAUUCAAAUGGACGGCUACGACCUGUCAGAUAGCCAGUUUCCGCAUAAAUCCUUCUUACCCAAUAAUGUCUCUUUGAACAUUCUCGAUGCCUUCGGAGAUGUACCUCCAGACCUUGUUGGGAAAUAUGAUGUGGUUCAUCUCAGAUUCUGGUCCUGUAUUGUGAAAGGCAAUGAUCCGAGCAGGCUUGUUCGUCACGCAAGGCAAUUGCUAAAACCCGGAGGAUAUAUGCAAUUGGAGGAGGGUCACCUUGGCCAAAACGUCACUCGAGGAGAUGUGGCUGAGAAAUUUGGAUCCAUGGUGAGCUCCAUUUUGGGCAAGUUAGAUAUUAAGUUUGAGUAG